CAUGGCCUGCUAAACCACGGAGGAAGCUACUGAGCUAGGCGGUCCGGGACACCACUCCAGAACACACACACACACACACACACACACACAAACUGGCAGCUUUGCUUCUAUUUUAGCUGGACAUUUACGUCAGUUUCGUUUCUGCCGGUAACGUUACAGUCUGUUUAACACCCGUAUUUAUGACAGUGGCGUGUUCAUUUCAAUUUCUUUCCUAACAACUUGUUGUUAUUGACAAACUUCACAUUACGCUUGAACUAAUAUUCACCUCUGACAUGUUUUACUUAACGUCAUAACUUGAGGUUUACUUUUCUAAAAUGAGGAACUGACUUCAUUGACUUUAUUGUAAACAUAGUGUUACUUUUGGAUAAAUGUCAUUGUCUACUCGCGCUGCAGUGUCUUCAAAUGGACUUGAGCUUGCACGACAGACGCUGAACAUUCCGCCUAACCCAGCGCAGCAACCAAGUUGUCCCAUCGCAUCAUGCAUCCCACCUGAUGGCCUCAACAGAUUCUGUUUGGAAGAAAAGGAACGAACUGCAAAGCUGUGCUGAGAAAUGGAUAUUUCAAGGCUUGUAAGGGAAUCCAACUGAAAGUGGACUAUUUCCCUCAGAUGGACCCAAGGACAUUGGUAAUGACCUCUGGACCAGAGGAGCUUCCUUUUCAGCAAAAUGAGUUAUUUGAAAGUGACUUUUCAAACUCUGUAGCUCAAGUGAACUUUGGAUUAAAUUCAGAAUCCUGUUUAGCAGACUUGAGCUCUGGCUAUGACGGUGAGAAAGGCUCUUGGGGACAGCCGUGGCAAGGUGGUGAUGGCAAAUUGGCAAGUCACCUGCCUAUAAAAGCACAAUGUGAUAGCUUAGACAUAUUCUGCAAUGAGCUAUCCACACCAGGAUAUCCACUCUUUUCCACCAUUUCAAAUGAACUAUUUAGCCAAGAAGGAGCACUGUCAACUUCGUCAUCUUUGGAGUUCAACUCGGAGGUCUUCAUGAAUCCUGGUAUGGCACAAGCCACCCAAGCAGCUGCGGUCAAACACUCUGACCAAAACACCUUUGGUGGAUUCAGUUCUAAUGAACAAGUUAAUUCAUUUGCUGCUAAGCCUGUUGGAGAUUCAAACCCUUAUGAUCUUAUGGCAUCAUGUAGCCGACAAACUGAAAGUUGUACUGGAGAGCACUGUGAAAAUUUUGAAGUCGCCCUUGAGAGACCUGACGGUGAAGAGGAGAUGGAAACUAACGUGGAGGAAAAUGAGGGCCAGUCCAUGAUGGAUUUAGACCUCAAUGAAUCCACAGAAAAGUGUCCGUUACUUUCAACAAAAGACGACGAUCAGAUCGCAGGGACAGAUGUGGAUGAUGCGAUUACAAUGAACAGUAACGGUAGUCAGAUCGUAACAAACAAUGUGGAUGGUCCGAUCCCAACAAAUGAUGCAGACGAUUUCCUCGCAACAAACACCGUGGACGAUUCGAUCACAACGAACACCGUGGAUGGUUCGAUCUCAACAAGGGAUGUCAAGGAUUUGAUCACAACAAACACUGUGGAUGGUUCGAUCACAGCAAAGGAUGUUGACGAUUUGAUCACAACAAAUGAUGCAGACGAUUUCCUCGCAACAAACAAUGUGGAUGGUUCAAACACAACAAGUGAAGAGGACGCUCAGAUCACAACAAGCAACGUGGACGAGCCAAUGACAACAACAAAUAAGGACGAUGAUCGGAUCACAACAAAUGAUGUGGAUGAUCCGAUAACAAAUGAGGAGGGCGAUCGGAUCACAACAAAUGAUAUGGAUGAUCCGAUAACAAAUGAGGAGGGCGAUCGGCUCACAACAAAUGAUAUGGAUGCUCGGAUCAUGACAAAUGACGUGGACGAUAGGAGUGCUCCAGAGAUGAUGGAACAAGACCCCCAUCCCAAUCAGAACCCUGGAAAUGAUGUGAGCAAACCACCAUCACCUCUUAACUUAGCUGCCAUAGAAACGAACAACGCAUCGCCUCUGACAGAAAUGUUCGAGCCACUGUCAGGAAUGACUUCAUCUGACACGGAAGAAGCCGUCACAGAGCCAAAUGAAGUUGAUGGCACCGCUCCACCAUCAGAUGAGCAGUCCAAAGUAACAAGUCUCGGACAUUCUCAUGAAAGGUACAGAUUCCAUCCUAUAGUGAUCAUCCAGCAAAACGAGCCAGUUAAUCCAACAAGUUACGUAUUCCAAUGUGCAACAUGCAAGCACUUAGCCAGGAGUGCAGAUCUCCUAAUAGAACACCACUACAAUUGCCACCCAAUAAGCAGUCGUAGCGCAGUCGCACAUGAAGAUGCUCAAGAUGAUAUUUGUAGUGUAGCCAAUGCUAGCCUGCCCCGCACUCCUUCUGGCGCGAAGAAAGCAAAAUUCAAAGGGCCUUAUCGUUGCGCGAAAUGUGGGAUUGAGUUUGCAAAAUUUAAUCCAUAUGUGUCACACAUGCGUGGACACACUGGAAAGACUCCCUUUGUUUGUGAGGUAUGUGGCCGUUAUUUUGCUCAAGCUGGGGGGGUACGGAGACACCAGCUACAAACCCGUAUAUGUCGCCCCUUAAAUCAUGUACGUAGUGCUAAAAACUUAAGCAAGCUCGCUGAUUUACGUCAACCAUCUCAAAGAGAAGUGGCCGCAGAAACAAAUGGUGAAAAAAUGCCUGAAUGCUAUGUUAAACUUCGAAAGAUAACCAAAGUCCAUGAAUGUAAAUAUUGUCAAAAAACCUUUUUAUCGCUGGUGAAGGCCAAAAAGCAUCAACAAACUGAACACAAAGGCGCAACAUCCUCUCAUAUCAUUACAAAGCGCAUUUUGAAACAAGAAAAGGCAUCUCCAGAGACAGAGUAUACAUUCAAAUGCCCUCUUUGCCCUCGCUUUUUCAAGUACAGUUUCAAUCUGGGUCGUCAUCUCCGUAAAUGUGUCGGGGAAAAAAUCUCAAAAGUCCAUGAAAAAGUUGGAAAUAAAUACCAGUGUCCUUUGUGUCCUGUCACAUUCACGAUGACUUCCAAUCGAUACAGGCACAUAAAAAACUUUUGUCUCAGAAAGACCUUAAGUCGACUGUCAAAGGAUGAGUUUAAUUUUUCGAAACAUACAGAGCAGGAGAAAGUUAAUGUGCAAAGACCCAAGAGCGGCACAAACAAAGGGGAAAGUGAGUCCAAAAAGUAUGUGGCGAGACGGAAGACUCUCCCAUUAAAGGAGCUUAAAAAUGCACCAAAAUUCAAAUGCCGUUUCUGCCCAGCUGUUUAUCAGUAUGGGUCUGGGAAGUCCAGACACAUGAAAAAACACAGACUAGCUAUGCUUACUGGGGACAAGGUUAGAGAUGGAGAGCCAGGCACACUCGUGACGGUCGUGAAUCAGUCUGAAAAGAGCGAAUCAGGGGCACUGCCGAGGUGUCGUAUUUGCCAAAAACGAUUUAGCACAUGGGAUUCAGUUAGAACACACGAGCUCAUUCACAAAGGUGUUCAACCGCAUGAGUGUGAAAAAUGUCAGAGACGGUUUAAAAAUCGCUCUUACCUGAUUGAGCAUAAAAGUGUCCAUGAGGGGAGGAUACUGUGCACAGCAUGCCUGAAGGUUCUUCCAACCAUUGGAGAACUUAUUCAACACUGUAAGUUGCAUCAUCAAAGUGGCAAUGGCAAUCUUCGAUGCCCAGAUUGCAUGCAUUACUAUAAGGACUUGACUACUUUCCUGAGGCAUCUAGAAACCCUGAAGAUAGAAACUAAGGAUAGUAAAACACCAGAUCGAGAAGGCAGUGUUUUGAAACUACCUCCUGACAAUACAGCGCGCCCCAACCGAAAAACCAUUCCCCAAAACACGCAUGUCAAACCUAAAAAGUGUGAAAUCUGUCAAGCUGAGUUUACAAAGAAAAACAUGCUUUUUGGACAUCUGUUAGGCCACAAAUUGAACACCCUGAUCAAGUGCAAACGUUGCGGGCAGUGCUUUGGACGUAAAAGAAUAAACUUCCAUGUCAUGACAUGUCGGAAUGACCCUCCUCCACCUCCCAAAGUUGAGCCCCCCGUUGUAGUCACUGUAAAAAAUCAUUCUUUUCGGUGUUCCACUUGUCCACGCACAUUUGGCAAGAAAUACCACCUUUAUCGUCAUCUUAAUGGCCAUGCGGCAAAUUCAUUGAUUCUUUGCAAUACUUGUGGACAAUACUUUGGGAAGAGUAAACUGGACGCCCAUAUGAAUACUUGCUCGCAAAAGCCUGAAGAACCUGUUGCCCCUGCAGCUAUUGCAGCAGCUGUUGCACCUGCAGCUAAGGCUAUUCCACCUCCCAAGUAUACUUAUCCUUGUACGAUCUGCCCACGAAUGUUAGGUAAAAAAGAUCGGCUGCUGGCUCAUCUCAUAGCACAUGAAAAGAACACUCUGACUUGUUGUCCCUUCGGAUGUGGACAGUACUUUCCACACAGAAAACUCCCUGUACAUCAGAACAGAUGUGUUAUGUCACUCAAGCCCAAGCCCCCUCAAGUAAAGCCCAAGCCCAAGCCCCCUCAAGUAGAAAGUAAACCACCCGUUGUUCCCAAUGUCCAAGAAACCCCUUCACAGUCUGUCACAAAAAAGCCAGUGUUUAAGUGCCUCCAUUGUAAUCAGGAUUUCAAGUUUAAAUCGGAGCUACUCAGGCAUUCAGUUAAACAUAGUGGUCUUCAACCCUACCCUUGUUCUCGUUGUGGACAACGAUUUCGUAGUCGUACUUUGGCCACACAGCAUAUGGAAAUCUGUCAUAAGGUUGAGCCAGAUUAUCCAGCGCAUGAUGAUGGUACAAAGGAGUCAUGCGACCCGUCCCCAUCACAGGUGGAAUCGGCAAAAGAAGCUGACUUGCGGUACAAAUGCACAUUUUGCAACAAAUGCUUCCUGAAGGCAAGAAGCCUGAGAAAUCAUAUUCUGACACACAAUGAGGCCAAACCCUAUCGUUGCAAGUCAUGUCAAAGCUCCUUUUCAAGGUUUGACCAUCUUAAGGUGCAUCAGGCCAGUUGUAAAGUAAAAAAAAUGCGAUUGGAAAUCUGUAUACCCAAACUAUCUCUUGAUGAUGUUGCCCAAGGUUGGAAGAGUUCCCUCGACAAAGGUCCCAUGGAAUCUCAAGAGACCCCCCAGUGCAAGUUUUGCUUUAAGUCGUUUCCUGCCUUGUCUACCCUUAACAGACACAUCACCCUGUUUCAUACUGUUAAACACUUUAAGUGCAAGCAAUGUAGCGCUACUUUCAGUCAUGAAAAAUCUUUGAAGUGGCACAUGAAGAACAUGUGCAAGGGCGUCCUGAAAAAGCGAUCUUCAAGAAAUCAUUCUUUGAGCACUGCAGAUAAACCCCUUGACAAAUUGAGAAAUGUCACUCUGAAGAGGCCUCAGAUAGACUUGAAGUCAAUGGCAGACCACACUUGCACCUACUGCUCCCUUUCUUUUGCAAACGCAUCCUCGUUAAAAAAUCACAUGCAGUUCCACAGUUCCGUGUGGCCGUUUUCAUGUCAAUAUUGUGGUGAACGGUUUCCAAGGAAGGAUUAUGUGCAGCGUCAUCACUUGAAGUGCGCAAAGUUCCUCGAGAAAUCCAAAGAACCGUGUGGUAGCUCCCAAGACAAACCAGGCGAGGACCACGCAACGGAGGAGAAGUGCGACCAGGGCUUUUCGUGCGCCUACUGCACUUCACGCUUUUCAUUGUUCUCUCAACUUCAAGAGCACUUCUUAAAUGUGCACCAACUUGAAACAACUGAUCAACCAGUGAGGACGGCUUCUUUGCAACAUCAUCUAUCCAACAUGUCAGGCUUAGACAAGAGCUCUGAUCAAAAGCAGCUCAAUGAAAAGCUUGGUAGUACAUCCAAUUUAACAUGUGAGCUGGAUACAAUUCUCACUGUAGAGACGCCCAGGCCAUUCCAGUGCACAACAUGCGGCAAGACCUUGGGAAAUAUCAGUGCGUAUCAGGCUCACUUACGGGUACAUACAGCUCCCUAUUUUCACUGUCCUGUAUGUCGAAAGGGAUUCUGGAAUAAGAUGGCUCUCCGCAAACAUAAAAGGAAGUGCAUGCCAAAAGAUGUCCCGGCUGGGAAUCGUGUGAAUAAUUCUGAAGCAAAAGUUGAUCAGACUGCAGCUGACUCGCAGCUUUCCUUUGACAUCUCCACCAAAACGACAUCCCCCUCCGUUGUAUUAUCUACCAAAGGUAAUCCGGAGAAGAGCCGAAAAAGCCAAAAGGAGGAGGUGCGUUACCAAUGUUCUGAAUGUCACAAGUCCUUCACAGAUGGAUUGUUGCUUAUAACACACCUGGAAGACCACAGGAGAGAAGAGCUCGAUAUAAAGCGACACACCUGCUCCACGUGCGGCAAAAUAUGUGAUAGCCAAGCAAACCUGGUUCAACACAUGAGGGUCCACUAUAAUAGUAAGAAAUACUCUUGCCCAGACUGCACAAAGGUUUUGAACACCCAGUCUGAACUUGACAACCAUAGAGCCUUUCAUGAUCCAACAAGAGCAUAUGCUUGCAAGCUGUGCACGUAUAGGUUCAACUCCGGGCCGACUUUAUGCGCGCAUUAUGCUGAAGAGCAUCCAAAUGAAAUGCUCAAGUGUCGUUUUUGCAACAGGAGCUAUAGUGCCGAAACUUCGCUCAUGAGACACUAUAAAAAACAUCAUAAAAAUGAGGUCAAGAAUAAUGUUCCUCCACUGGCCAACAGCCAACAGAUGGUAGCUGAUGACGGUGAAGACCAAACUGGUGAGGACAGCGACUCAGACACGGCUCCCUAUUUUCCAUGCCACGUAUGCGGCAAGACAUUCACAACAUCGGAAUCCCUAGAAGAUCACCAACGGUGUCACCUCGGAGAGAAACCGCACGAGUGUGCCGAGUGUGGCAAAUGCUUUUUCCUGGCGGGACAGUUAGAGCAUCACCAGAGAAUACACAAGUCGGAAUUUCAGUGUCAACUGUGUGGGAAGGGCUUUGUCUCUCAGUUUGCCUUACGCAAACACAAGAACACUCAUGGCAAGAGUCGGGCCCAUCGCUGCACCAAGUGUCAGCUCACGUUUACUGGAGCCUCUCAGUUAGCAGUGCACAUGGCUAGCCAUCGUGAGGAAAACUUUCCUUGUGACAUUUGUGAUCGGGUUUUCAACUCUAAAAGCAGCAGAUUUGAACACAGAAAAACUCACACAUCUGAGACGAUGCCAAUGUCAAGUCCAAAGAAGUCUGAGAGCGCAGCGUUACCUCUGCAGUAUCGCUGUGGUGACUGUAAUGAGUGCUUUGGAGAAUCAGAAGCACUCUUGGAGCACGGUUGCAAAGUGGCUGAAGAACGACGGUACAAAUGUAGUGCUUGUCAUAAGAAUUUCUUACAGGCAUCUCAUUUGAUCAAACACCUGUCGACUGAACAUCCUGAUGUUCAGCAUUCAACUGACUCACUGACAUUAGACCUGAAGAAAGAAAUGGAUCACUCGACUGACUUCAUUUGCUCUGUGUGCAAGCUCAGCUUUACCAACGGCGACGAAUUGAGCAAACACUUUUCCACUCACUCGAGUGGAAUUUGUAUCAAAAAGGAACAGCCCUCUACUCCAGAAGCUGAAAUCCACUGUCUAGUCUGUAAUUGCAGCUUUUUGGGAAGCAAAGCCUAUGAGGUGCACGUGUGCUCUAAACAGAAAACCCAACCGUCAGUAAAGAACGCCCAGGUUGCAUUGAGAACUGCAAGAGAGGAUGAAGACGUGGAUGUGAUCAGUGGCGACCUGUACAACUGCACAGACUGCACCAUGUCAUUCCCCUCUCAAAGUGCCCUCCUGGAGCAUCGUACUGUCCUUCAUGAGAAUGACAGACCCUACAGAUGUCGGCUAUGUCAGAAAACCUUUGCUUUCAGGCAUUACCUUAAGAAACACAUGAAAAGACAUCUUGCUAAACAGGACUCGACAAAGCAAACACAUGAGGUAGAAAAGGAGUUCCAGUGUGACCAGUGUGGCGCAGCCAUGGCCUCAGAACAUGAGCUUUCCUUGCAUAUGAGUCUCCAUGUUCAACAGGGGGAAGGUCUUUACAGCUGCGAUUUGUGUCUCGAGACCUUCAAACACUGGUCACUUUUUAAACAGCAUCAGGAAAGCCAUAUGGGUCAAGUUGUGUACGAGUGCAAUGAAUGUGACAAAGCCUUUGCUUUUCCUGAUUUAUUGGAAGAGCAUCAGCAAAUGCAUGCUUCACAUCGGUGAACCGUGAAGUAGGUCAACCUUUGAUGCCUUUUUUUGGUAGUUUCUUAGUUCACUGAUGUUAAGUUCCAGUACUUUUUUUUAUAUAUUUGACCUGAAACAUGUUUGCUAUUUUUGAUUUUACCAUGGUUUGAUUCUACCUUUCUUGAAAAGCCCUAAAGUUUGGGUCAAAUGUCUUUGUUUUGUGUUAAUAAAAAUGUCUUUGUUUCUAUGGCACGACUCCUCUUACUGUGUUGGAAAAAGUUUUGCUUGUUUCCAAUUUUGUAAAGUUCUUCUUCGAUCGGGUAUCUUACAUUUGGGGAACAUCUGUUGUAAAUAAUGUUUAAGAAUGUUUUUUGUUGAUUCUCAUUGUCCAUUGUUGGAGAGAAUAAAUUU
Messenger RNA from Synchiropus splendidus (mandarinfish), 8488 nucleotides. Its product is annotated as zinc finger protein 1035. The record is from RefSeq and is a predicted model, not a curated record. NCBI's taxonomy places the organism in Eukaryota, Metazoa, Chordata, Actinopteri, Syngnathiformes, Callionymidae. The coding region runs from base 608 to 8116 and encodes 2502 amino acids. The transcript is spliced from 4 exons.